AUGGGGGCUGGUGGGCUGUCUGAGACUGGGCUGCAGGGAGGGAUAAGCAUCCCCUCUGCUUGGCCAACCUGUGAAGUCCUGGCUGCCAGGGGAAGGAUGGGGUUAGGAAAACUCGAGGAAAAUAUUACUCAAAGGAAAGGGGGAGUCCCACUGCAGAACUUAAAAAUGCCACUGCUUUGCCUGGCCGCUUUGGCCAGGAGCCUCCCACGUGCAACAUGACAGCAGGAGACUCCCACGAGAGCUCACACCAGGGCAAGGAGCCCACACCAAAGGGAUGAUCUGCUGGUACCGUACUGUGCCAUCACUGGUGUAAAAGGGCUUGCACUGCCGGCAUCCACACCAGCUCCCCAGCACUGCGUGAGGAGCUGCAAAUGCAUAGGAAGGGGGGGGGGAAGUUGGAGUAAGUUGGGUAUUUUAAUUUUUUUAAUUACUUCAAAAAAAAUAACAAACCAAAACAAAUGCAAGGCAGAAUGGCUUUGCGAGCUCUGCAAAAAAUCGAUGGCUGUGAGAGGGGCCAGUGUGCAGUGCAGUAGGGUUAGGCAGGGGAGGGCAGCAUGGUGGGGCUGGUUGAGCCAGCUCCCUUUAAAAUUUCCUCCUCCGAGUCUUCCCCAUGCAGCCCCACUCAGCCCCAACCACCCUCCGGAUCUGCCCUCUUGCCGUUCAGGCGUUGCCUGCCUUUCCUCCUUCCUCGGGAGCGGGUGAUGCACAGGGCCGUGGGUGACAAGACAGUUAUUUUGCAAGACUCCCACACCUCUCCCUACCUUUGGCCCCAUGUCCCAGUCCCGUGCGUGCUGCCACAGCUCAUAAGGAAGCAGGAGGGGACAUGCUGUCCUGAUGCCCUCUGGCUGCACCCACACCCGAGUGCUGCGGGGUGAGGGGGGUCCCAGGCUGGGGUCCCUCAUGAGGUCAUGGCUUUCCCCUCAGGCAGCCUGGCUGGGCAUCAACAUCUUCCUCUUCACAUACUACUUUCUGUUCUUCAAUCGGGAUGAGCGGUACUUCUACACCAGGGCCAUCCUCGGGUCUGCCUUGGCGUGGGCACGAGCGUCGGCCAAGUGCCUCAACUUCAACAGCAUGCUGAUCCUGCUGCCCGUCUGCCGCAACCUCCUCUCCUUCCUCCGCGGGACCUGCUCGUGCUGCAGACGGACACUGCGGAAGCAGCUGGACCACAACCUCACCUUCCACAAGCUGGUGGCCUACGCGCUGGCCCUGUUCACAGCUGUGCACACCAUUGCUCACCUCUUCAACCUGGAGCGCUACAACCUCAGCCAGCAAGCCACCGACGGCAGCCUUGCUGCUGUCCUCUCCAAGAUGCACCUGCAGGGCAGCAAACAGUGGCUGAACCCCAUCCACUCCAACCAGACAACCGUUGAGUACGUGGCCUUCACCACCAUCCCAGGGCUGACGGGGGUCAUCAUCACGCUGGCGCUCAUCCUCAUGGUCACAUCCUCCACCAAGUUCAUCCGCAGGAACUACUUUGAGGUCUUCUGGUACACGCACCACCUCUUCCUCAUCUACUUCGCUGGCCUGCUCAUCCACGGCAUUGCCGGGCUGGUGCGUGGGCAGACAGAGGAGAGCAUGAAGGAGGUCCCCCCCCAUCACUGUGCUGACUAUCUCACAGACAAGGACAAGGACUGCAGUCACAACUGCUGCAAGGACCCCGAGUUCGGAAGCAUCCCCGCUGAGUCCUGGAAAUGGGUUCUGGCCCCAGUCAUCCUCUACAUCUUUGAGCGGAUCCUCCGGGUCUGGCGUGCACGGCAGAAGGUGGUUGUCACCAAGGUGGUCAUGCACCCUGCCCGCGUGCUGGAGCUGCAGAUGCAGAAGAAGGGCUUCCGCAUGGAGGUAGGGCAGUACAUCUUUGUCAACUGCCCCACCAUCUCCCUGCUGGAGUGGCAUCCCUUCACCCUCACCUCGGCACCUGAGGAGGACUUCUUCUCCAUCCACAUCCGGCUGGCCGGCGACUGGACGGAGCGUCUCAUCGACACCUUCCAGCAGCAGAUGCUGGAGAUGCCCAGGAUCGAGGUGGAUGGCCCUUUUGGCACGGCCAGCGAAGAUGUGUUCCAGUAUGAGGUGGCCAUGCUGGUGGGAGCAGGCAUCGGUGUCACCCCUUUUGCCUCCAUCCUGAAGUCCAUCUGGUACAAGUUCCAGCAGGCUGACCAGACCCUCAAGACCAAGAAGAUCUACUUCUACUGGCUCUGCCGGGACACAGGAGCCUUCGCCUGGUUCAACGACGUGCUUGCCUCACUGGAGCAGAAGAUGGCUGAGUCGGGCAAGGCAGACUUUCUCACCUACCGUCUCUUCCUCACUGGCUGGGACACCUGCAUUGCCAACAAUGUGGCGCUCCGCUUCGACACGGCUAUGGACACGCUGACAGGCCUCAGGCACAAAACCAUCUUUGGGCGGCCCAUGUGGAACAACGAGUUUGCGGCAGUGGCUGCAGCCCACCCUAGGUCGGUGGUCGGCGUGUUCCUUUGUGGGCCGGGGGCCUUGGCAAAGAGCCUGCAGAAGUCCUGCCACCAACACUCCAGCCUGGACCCCAGGAAGGUCCAAUUCUACUUCAACAAGGAGAACUUCUGAGUGGCAGCCAGGCUGGGACCCUGCCAGUCUCGCCUCAACCCCAGAACAAGUUGGCGUGACCAGGGAUAAGCACCCGCUGAAGGGCGCGUGCACAGAAUCCAGGCAAGACACAGCAAGGUACUCCUCCUCUGUGAGAAACUCCAGGUUCAAAGACUGCCGCCUUCUCAACCUGGUCUACAAGGGGUCCCCACAGAGGGAGUGGGCCUGCAGCUCUGCACAGCCCCCCAUCAAGAAACCAGAGGCACGUACUGCGACGAGGCUGCUGCUGGAGCAGUGGGAGCGCCCAGCGGGCUGGGCAGAACCGCAGGACGGGGAUGGGGACUGGAGAGGGGCACGCCGAGCAGGCACUGGGGGCCAGACGUGCCCAUCUGGGUUUAAACAGACC
Phalacrocorax carbo (great cormorant) is the source of this 2959-nucleotide messenger RNA. The record is from RefSeq and is a predicted model, not a curated record. NCBI's taxonomy places the organism in Eukaryota, Metazoa, Chordata, Aves, Suliformes, Phalacrocoracidae.